Messenger RNA from Megalops cyprinoides (Indo-Pacific tarpon), 3007 nucleotides. RefSeq names its product CDC42 effector protein (Rho GTPase binding) 5 (gene cdc42ep5). The transcript has 2 exons. The record is from RefSeq and is a predicted model, not a curated record. The coding region runs from base 177 to 1121 and encodes 314 amino acids. NCBI's taxonomy places the organism in Eukaryota, Metazoa, Chordata, Actinopteri, Elopiformes, Megalopidae.
CGUCACUUCCUUGCCCAUCCCUAAGGGAAAAAAGAGAAAUAUUAAAAAGAAGGGAACGAACCAAGGAAAGAGCGAGAAAAAGACGAAAAGUGAAGGUAACGAGGGGGAAGCCAGAUGAAAAGAGAAUUAGUUAGAAGGGAGGAAGCGAACAACGAUAGAAAGCAUUGUAAACUGUCAUGCCUCUCCACAAGUCGUCUCGCGGGCAUCGCCUGGACCCCACCAUGAUUUCGGCUCCCCUUGGAGAUUUCCGCCACACUAUGCACAUAGGGAGAGGCGGAGAUGCAUUUGGGGACACCUCUUUCCUGUCCACUCAUGGCCCAAGCUCGCCUGACUCAAACUCUGUCCCAGUGGCCCUUCCUGCCGUCAGCUCUGACACACAGCUCAACAACAGUGCCGUUGAUGACACCAGCCCACAGUCCUGUGAACUGCAGCACUCGGAGUCUGUUUCUUCUCUGUCUUUGGACCUGGAUUUGGACUUAGGCCCGUCGAUUUUGGGAGACGUUCUGGGAGUGAUGGAUGGACUAGGGCUGGACUCUGACUGGACCACUGCUGGUGAGGGGGAGGUGUUUAGUCCAAGCAAAGGUGCAGCAGAGGUUGAGCUGGGCGGGAAAGGAGAAGAGUUCAUUGUGAUCACUAAAAAUGAGAUGAAUGCUAAAGAGGAGAUCAGCCAAGAUGGGGAGCAGUUGAGGGAGAGGGGAGAUGGGCAGCUGUCAACAGAAGGAAGUGGGCUUAAAUUGAAAGGGGCUGGGCUUAAGCAGAAAGUGAGAUUUAGUGACAAAAGAGAGGAAAUUAUUGGUCGAGAGGAGGAAGGUGAGGGGUUGGAGCAUGAUAUGGAUGAGUCUGAGUGUGUGAGCCCCACAGAGGGAGAGAGUGAGCUAGGCAAUGGUAUUGACAGCAACUCUCCCAAAACCGAGGGAGGGGAGGGAGAUUCCACCAAUCACAAGGCAGAUUCCCCACCAAGCCCUUCCUCCUCAGUUAGCUCAGAAUAUGAGGGAGUUACACCAUUGGACAGGAGGAGAGAGGAAGACUGCCACUCGGAGACAGAGUCUGAGGAGGAGGGGGUAGGCAAUGACCGGGGUUACACGUUCGAAGAUGAGUUUGAUGAUGAGAUCGGCCUAUAGGAAUAUGGAACAAACACCACAGGGACCAAUGACCAAGCAGAAUUUUGUUUAAAUCUGUUGUCAGUAAUUAUGUAUAUUAUUUUGUUUCUCCAACAAUUACUUUUUUACAUGAAAGGGAGCUGGACCAAAGUAAAACUGAGAAAAUUGCAACUGGAAGUUUAGUUUAAUUGUAGGUGCAAAUUCUUAUUUUUUCUGUGUAAAUGCAUAUUGUGCUGGGAUCCCAUUCAAUGAAGCAGCGAUACUCAAUAAUUUUAUUGGCAUUAUUCUAUAGGAUUUAUGGAUGUUGAGCAAUUACAUAUCCUAGGAAGAAACUGGAAGGUUUACAGAACAAGCUUCCAUCUGGACACAGGCAUUUACUUUCAAGUUAUCUCUCCAUGUAAGUGUCAGAUUUUCUCACUCAAGACUGCAGACUGUUUACACUGAGCACAGGUUUAGUGUAAAAAAAAAAGAAGCUGAAAAAUAAGAGUGAAACAAUUCUCAUUAAAGCAAAUGUAUUUACAAAAAAUGUAUUUAAUGAGAGUGGACUGUACUGAAGUAUUCGAUAGUGGACGUGGUUGUAUGUUAUUGCAUGCCAUUUGAUAAUUUAAGGGUGGUCUCAUGGUUCAGCCUGGGUCCUAGUCUGAGUAGUCUUAACAUCUGCCAGACUUGUUGUAGCUAAUGUGAUGGAUGUUACAGGCGGUUUCAUUCUAGUAGUAGCAGGAGUCAUCAACCACUCUUAGAGAUUACCAGCAGUGCCUAAUAAAAAUUUUUAGUAUUAUUUUUAUUUUUAACUUUGUUCUGUCAAUGAAGAGAGAAUACAUUCUACUCUGUGUUUGGUUACAUCUGGGGCAUAUGGUAUUGUAAAUGGAGCCCUUUUAUACCUCCACACUUUUGCAUUCUCUGGAAGGGGAAUCUGAAGUUAUUUUUCUUAGGAUUUAUCAUUGUUUCAGUCUAUGAUUCAAGGCCAGAUAGCAGUGCAGCGGGUUUUUAGGACAUCUUUGGCUCAGGUGGGGGUCUCAAGACAAUCUCACAGGUUACUUUUUAAUCGCUGAAUUAGCCUGUUUGAAGCCCAGUAUCAAAAUAUGUGGACAAACCAGACAUCUUAUCAUAGAUCUGUUUCAUGCUUCUAGAAAUUACCAGAAGACUGAUAAAUCUGUGACAAUCAAAUGACAGUAGCUAUGAAAGUACACUCCACAAGCACAGAGAGAAGUACAUUUUCUUCUCAGAAGAGUUCUUGUCCAGUAAGGUAUAUAUGAACAGAUACAUUUAAAUAUGGAAGAUAUUUAAGAUGUUUUAUAUGAACACAUGCAUGGAUCACAAAACACUAAAUGGACAUACAACACUACUGACAUUUAAAAAUACUUUUCCUUGUAGAUCUAAUGGCAACAACAGUCAUAGUAUUUAAGGCUGUUUAAACACUCCAGACGUUAACAAGAAACAACUCACUUAUUAUUUAAACCAACCCAGCGUCUGUGGUUAGUGCAACAAAUGGUAAUUUCUUAUCCGUGGCCCGAGGAUCCAUUUAUGCCUCAUCAUGUUUGCUCUCUGCCCAUUAACUGAGCCAUCAGUUUUCACAAGAACUCAUUUUGAUACAUCUGCUGUAUUUGGCUCAAGACAGACCAUUAUUAAAGCUCUUAUAAGUGAGAUGUGAAGUGUCCCAAGAUGAGUACAAUAUAUUUUCAGCUAUGUAAAAGGUAUGAACAAAAACAAGGUAUGGGAGGAACUCAAGCAUGAGUAGAAAUGCAUAUAUACAUGUAUUUAUGAUUGUUUUUCCUUUUCUGGACCACAUAUAUAAACAUUCCUUUAAGGGUUUUCUUUAACUGCCUUCAAAGAUAUACUUAUGUUUUUUAUUAGAUCUUGUGAUUUUUCUGAGAUCUGUUUACUUAAAUAAAUAUUUACUUGCAUCA